Serendipita indica DSM 11827 is the source of this 933-nucleotide messenger RNA. The record is from the annotation of a GenBank genome assembly. Lineage: Eukaryota; Fungi; Basidiomycota; Agaricomycetes; Sebacinales; Serendipitaceae.
AUGCUCUUCACUGCCGCUGCCGUCUCUCUCGCCUUGGUUGCGACCGUCCGUGCUCAAAGCUCUGUCUCGAUCAAUGCCGUCACGCUCACACAGGCGAGUUUCCUCUCUCAAGAAGAGUAUCAAGUGCUUGAGCUUACUCUGUCUACAGGCUCAGCACCCCCUUACUACGUCGCCGUUCUUCCCGCAACCAAUCCCUGCGAAAGCGACGCUCUUGCCGAAUUCAACAAUGUCUGGGAUACGUCGGUGAACUUCUACGUGAACCUGGCUGCAGGCACUCAAGUCCAGUUGUACGUCCUUGACGCCAACAACGUCGAGAACUUCGGUCAAAUUGAAACCGUGGGUGGUGGUGAUGGAGCAUGCUUGGGUCAAGGCUCGAACACCAACAACAACGCUGGCAAUACCGGGAACACGUACACUCCUCCUGCAAACACGUACACUCCCCCUGCGGAUACCUACACGCCCCCGGCGGCGGAUACCUACAACCCUCCAGCGGACACCUACACUCCUCCCGCAGAUACGACCAAUAACAACGCUGGUACGGGUUCCACCGAGACCACCACCGGAAGCGUCGAUACAAGCAACACCAACCCUCCUGCAGAGAAUCCUCCUGCAGAGAACCCCCCAGCGGAGAAUCCUCCCGCAGAAAAUCCUCCAGCGGACAACACACCGCAGGAUACUGGUUCUAGCGCUGUCCCAAGCUCCGGUUCGACUCUCGCCUCGUCCGCUGCAGCUGGAAACACGUAUGUUGCUCCUUCCAACGCCGCUUCCUCGCACCCGGCCUCAUCGAGUGUGCCUUCUUCCUCGACCAACGGCGCUGGAAAUGUCGCAGUAGCGCCCGUUGAUUCUGGAUCGGACGCCAAUGGAGCUGUCUCCGUUACGGCUAGUGUCACUCUUGCCCUGGGUGCCUUCUCCGCCCUCUUUGCCCUCCUCUAA